UACCGGCAUCCAAGUUCUAGCUUGUAAGAAUAAUUAUCUGGAUGGAGUAUCAAUUCCAGUUUUGUUUUGUGUUUAAUGUUAAAUCUCAAACAUUCUUCACAAUACUAAAUCAUUGUCUAUAACUUGGGUAUUAUCGUAUAUUUCUUUAAGAUAAUAUUCAGUAUUUAUUCAACACUGCUUUUACAUAUUUGCUAUAUAGAAUACUAUACCAAUAUAAUAGUUAAUUUCAGGUAGCCUAAUUGAAUUUUGCAGAUCGAGAAACACUGAAUAGGUCUAUUUAUCAUGGCAUCUUUUGAUUCCAUAAUUGAUGCUAGUGAUGAUGAGCAAGAGGAUCAAUUAUUUGAGCACCGAGGGAAAGAAAGCACAAUAUUCCUCAUUGAUUUCCGUAAAUCCAUGCACAAAUGUGGGUUUUUCAAACAUUGUUUAUUGAAUAUAAAAAAGUCAAUUCAGAAAUCGAUCAAAGAAGCCCGAAAAAUUAUUUUUGGCAUAAUCCUUUUCGGCACUGGGAAAAGAGAUGCUACUAGCUAUAGGCAAAAUAUAGCACUGCUUCUGCCGCUCGCGUUAUGCAGUGUUGAAAGACUGAAAAGGAUAAACGAAAUGAUCAUUUCUAGUGAUGACAUUAUCAAGGAAUAUGGGCAGUCAGAUGAUGCUUCAUUGGCAGAAGCCUUGGAAGCAAGCUUCCAUUUCUUUACAAAUUGUAACACCAAGUUGGGUUCCAAGCGGAUCGUGCUUUUCACCAAUGAUGAUAAUCCAGAUGGAAAGAAUAAAGAUAAGCAGCAUCAGACAAGAAAAAGGGCUGAAGAUAUUGCCGUCAGUCGUAUUGAUCUUGAUAUCAUUCCAUUGGGGGAGAAAUUUGACUCCAACUUAUUCUAUCAGGAAAUCAUCCAUAUUGUCAAAAAAGGACACUUCUACAUUGAAGGCCCAUUUUCAACUUCUCAAGAUUUCUCUGAAUUGAUAAACAGGCAAUCUUAUACAAACAGAAGUUUUGGUCGAAUUAGAUUCAAUUUAGGAAAUGACACAUUCAUUGGAUGCGCAAUUUAUAAAUUCACAGUGAGUCAUCUUUUGAAGAAAGUGAAUUUGCACCGAGAAACAAAUGAGCCUGUUCGAUCUGUUCGACAAUUUCUUCAUCCCUCAACAGUGAAAGUUCUGAGACCAUUUGAAUACGUAACAAGCUUCACCAUUGCUAACAAAGUUAUUAGCUUCUCUGAUGAUGAAUGGAACAUGUUCAACAAUGGAUUUGAGCCUCAAAUAACACUUUUGGAGUUUAGAUCUAUCGACGACGUAGAUCUUGAGUUCACUUUCUGCAACCCUCUGAGCUUUCUAUUUCCUGAUGAGUCUGUUGUUGAAGGUAGUACUACCCUUUUCAGUGCAUUGCUGAACCGCUGCUUAGAAAGAAGAAUCGCUGCGUUGUGUAUUUACAAUUCUCGCAGAGGGAGUAAACCUCGACAUGUACUACUGAUUCCCCAGCAUGAAACAGAAAACGAAGAUGUGUAUGAAAAAAUGCCCGCUGGGUUUCAUGUUUUUUACCUUCCAUUCGCAGGAUCGAUUGGGGAAAUGCCGACAUCUAAUAUAAAAACCGAAGAGUCUCCUGAGAACGUGGAUCUUAUGAAGAAAAUGAUUAAAAAACUGAAAAUUCAAUACAGUCCAUCGACAAUGGACAAUCCGAAAACCAGCUUGGAGUGGGCUCACAUCGAAGCUCAUGCCAUCGACACUGAAGAUCUUCAAGACAUUAAAAUUGAUGAUCAAACAAUUCCAGAUACUGAAACUAUUGAUGAAAGACUGGACUUUCUAAUCGAAGAUUUCAACAGAACAUUUGAAACCAGCUGUGGUACAUCGUCGUCGAAAUCUUCUAAAAGACCAGCAAAAUCCAACACAACUAGAAAUUACACCAAAAAGUAAACAGAAGAAUUGAACACUUGCUUUGAGAAAGGAAGCUCUUCACAUGUGAAUUUUACAAAUAUUUUCAUGUUUCCAUCAUAAUUAUUAUUCCUCUAUUAUCAAGUCAUAAGAAUUUCGAAAGUACAGUAUUAAUAAAUACAUUUUUAAUAAAAUCAUA
Messenger RNA from Nilaparvata lugens (brown planthopper), 2056 nucleotides. Its product is annotated as X-ray repair cross-complementing protein 5. Gene Ontology annotation, biological process: double-strand break repair via nonhomologous end joining; cellular response to X-ray; telomere maintenance. The transcript is spliced from 13 exons. Gene Ontology annotation, molecular function: damaged DNA binding; double-stranded DNA binding; DNA helicase activity. The record is from RefSeq and is a predicted model, not a curated record. Bases 283 to 1899 code for a protein of 538 amino acids. Gene Ontology annotation, cellular component: nucleus; Ku70:Ku80 complex. NCBI's taxonomy places the organism in Eukaryota, Metazoa, Arthropoda, Insecta, Hemiptera, Delphacidae.